Molecule: messenger RNA, 2661 nt
Organism: Andrographis paniculata
Lineage: Eukaryota; Viridiplantae; Streptophyta; Magnoliopsida; Lamiales; Acanthaceae
Product: F-box protein At5g39450
Exons: 2
Coding region: 551-2416 (621 amino acids)
Molecular function (GO): protein binding
Source: RefSeq, a predicted model, not a curated record
GCAAUCAUGGACGCCCGUUGGACCUUGCAAGAAGUUCGAGGCCGAAUUCAACGAUGGUAGGCUGGAAAUUUUUUGGCAGAUUUCCAAGUGAUGGAUGACUGAUGCUGACGGCGGACCCCUCUCCAGUAUUCCUCUCUCAUGUCUUCACUGUAGUGUUGUGCGGUGCACAAGUUCUAGAUUCAAUCAUCGGAUCGGACUCCUUGUUGGAAAUUUUCUUCUUCAUCAGCUUGACGAAUAUAUGUCAAGCCCGACCAGUUGACUUCCGCAUUAAUUUGGUAAAUCUUCGGCUUCUGAGAGCUUGAAUUAGUGUCAAUUGUUGUUGGUUGUUUGUGCCAUGGAUCGUCGAAUCUGAGAUGUUCAAAUUUGCUUCCAGGUUAGGGUUUUAGUUUUUUCGUUUAUAGUUAAUAUAUAUGUUUUUCAAUUGAAAGCUGCGUUGUUGGAUGGGAGGAUCCUAGUUUUCAAUUUCGGCGUGAAAAAUUGAUUCGAUUGCGUGAGAAUCUGAAAUUGGCUGAGAACUUGGUGUGGAGUAGACAAAAUUAAAUCUGUAAAAAUGUCGCCUGAUCUCUGUGGAUCAAGCUUGCUCUUGUCUCUGCCGGACGAUGUGUUUUCUGUAAUCACGGCUUCCCUCUCGCCGAGGGAUGUUUGUAGCCUGGGUCUCACCUGUAGGGAUCUGAAUCUGUGUGUGGCUUCGGACAAGGUGUGGUUGUUUCAAUGUGAUAAGCUGGGAAUGGUUCAGUGCCCUACUCUGAUUGAGUGGAGGAAGGGGGUUUCUUCAUUCAAAUCUCUUUGCCGAUUCUUGUUGAGUGUUCGUCCAUUGAUGGGCAUUUGGGUUCACCAGAAUCCGGAGCUCGGCAAUGUGGUGUACAUCAUGCCUGGAUUUUUAUCAGUUGUUGCUUGUCGGAUAAUCCCUCAGGAGGUUGGUCCUCUAGGGCUCGAAGACGGUCCGAUCUUGUGGACUCCUGUGUUUGAAAUUAUCUGCAAUCAUGAGGGCUCUUCGGCAUUUUUCUUACAUGGGAGGGAGCGGGGGAUUGAUUAUGUUUAUCCUGGUUUUCUUAAAUCCGCCGAUGGGAAUUGGAACGUGCUUUUGCUUGAGGUAGAGUCUAGGCAUAAAAGAAAUGGAGGGAAACUAGCAUAUAGCAAAAGUUUUGCUAAUGAAGCAGAUGAAGAGGUGUCGUGUAGGUUAUCUAGGUCAAAUACCAGGGCUUCUAAGUCGCAGAGGAUUGUUGGACAGAAGGGGCCUGCGAUACCUUUUAGCCGUUUGGCAUUUGGUGAUCGGAGAAGGCUUUUAGACGUUGUCACUAGCCAAGUCAGAUUGAUUGUUCCCAGUGAAGCGAAUGGGCUGUUGUUUCCUCAUCUGAGAAAGGAUGAUGCCGACUGGCAACGGGAUGUGGCCUUGUUGCAUGAAAGGAGGUCGUUGCUUUUGCAAAUGUACAAACGCCGUGGAGCAGGGAAUCAUGGUCAUAUGUCUGAUUUGGAAUCACCUCUAAAUCCUACUGAAUUGGGAACAAGCGAGAUCUGUAAGCGUCUCGAUUGUGUUAGCGGAUAUCGUUCUUCACGUGGUGGAGAUGAAGGUCAGGCUCCAUGCACUAAAGGCAGGACCCUCUCGGGGUUUUUGCGAAAUGGCAUAAAACAGAUACUCGGGAAAUCGAGCGCAACAACAAAUAGUAGUAGCCGUGAGUUGCAUAAGAAGCUUUCUUCAGCUUCUGAGGCGAAACACGUGCAGCUUCAUGAAUUUCUUCAAUCAGGAGAUACCAUCGGUUUAUGCUUACGUGCUGUGACUAUGAAACUAUCUUCAUACCGAGCGUGGCCGAAUAUGCACGACAGCCGAUUUGCCCUGUAUAAGCUGCCGGUGUGCGCGCCAAAGCCAGGCCAUGAAUAUGCCGGUCUAUGGGGGGGAACUUUUGGUUGGCCCCCGGGGAAGCCAUCUGAGGACAAGCCAGGAAAAGCCCUUUUCUUUAUCUUAAUUUCAUACGAGGAGUCCGAAGGGCAGCGUUUACUAAUUGGCACAAAGAUAUUGGAAGGUACAUCUUAUGUCCUGCACCCUAAUGGCUCGGCUAUGUUCAUUGUUAAUAUAGAUCAACCAUCAACGGACACAUUCCCGUGGGAUACGGAUGAGGACUCGAAUCAUAUUGAUGUUAAGCAGUCUUACUUGGGAGAAGGUAUUGCAAAUGGUUACGGGUUCAGGUACCCUGGUUCUAAACCUGGCUCGUUAUUUGUUAUUCAAAAUGGAUUGAUGGUGUUCUUAUGGCGGGAGUCUCGGGCUGUGUUGGUGUUGCGGAGGCUUGACUUGGCAGAUCUUUUGAGGAAAGGUGAAAGGAUGCCAUCUUUGUCCCCUGUUUCCAACUUUGCAUAUCUGACCAAGACGUACUCCAAUGUGUUCUCUGGUUUUUCGAAUUCGUCGAAUACACUAAGGUGAGCUAUUCGACUUCUUCGAUCGAUACUUGGAUGGCAUUCUGAACAAACAAGUCCUGUCUUCCUGCACAAGGUUCAAUUUCAGUAAAGUCCAUCGAUUUUGCAGUAGUUAUGGUGUGUUAAUUGAAAGCCUAGAUAUAAUGAAUAAGAGAAUAAGGGCUUAUUUUCACAGUUACCAGCUUUAAAAGUUAUAUUUCAUUUAAAAAUACUUUUGGAUGAUAAAGCAAAUAUAUCCUUUAUUCCUGUUCA